AUGGGUUUGCGAGGGACAGGCUUCCUGCUGCAGUGUUACCUGAUGUUGGCGGGCGCCAUGUAUUUCGAUCUGGGGGAACAGGAGGAAAAGUGCAUCAUCGAGGAGAUUCCUGAAGACUCGCUGGUCACCAGUUAUUUCUUGUUGGAGCCGUGGCACCGGGAGUCAUCCAGCAAGCCAUCUCGCUACUUUGGCGUCAGGGCGAAGGUCAAAGACCCAAACUUCGAGAUCGUGGUGGACAAACGUUUCGGUAAAUUUGGCAAGUUCACCUUCACUGCGCACGCCUCAGGGAAUCACUUCCUCUGCUUCCAAACCAACUCCACCAAGUUCUCCGUCUACGCUGGAGAAAAGCUGAAGCUGCAUUUGGAUGUCCAGAUGGGAGAGCACACCAUCGACCCUCAGAUAGACAGAACCAAAAGCAACCUGGAGGUUCUGGAGAACAGUCUGAGACACAUGAUAGACCAGAUGGGAUACAUCCUCAAACACCAGGACUACCAGAGGGAGAAGGAGGAGGUGUUUCGUCAGGUCAGCGAGGACACCAACAGAAAGGUGAUGUGGUGGGCUGUGGUGCAGACCUCCAUCUUGCUGUCUGUUGGUUUCUGGCAGAUGAAGCGACUGAAAGACUUCUUCAUCGAAAAGAAAUUGGUCUAAGGCUCCCCACCUUGCUGUUUUUCUACAACCUGCCUGCUCUUUUACCCCUGCAGUUUCU
This is a messenger RNA of Salarias fasciatus (jewelled blenny), 706 nucleotides long. Its product is annotated as transmembrane emp24 domain-containing protein 11. The record is from RefSeq and is a predicted model, not a curated record. Bases 1 to 648 code for a protein of 215 amino acids. The transcript is spliced from 5 exons. NCBI's taxonomy places the organism in Eukaryota, Metazoa, Chordata, Actinopteri, Blenniiformes, Blenniidae.